This is a messenger RNA of Lachancea thermotolerans CBS 6340, 1410 nucleotides long. It is a transcript of the gene SHM2, whose product is annotated as glycine hydroxymethyltransferase SHM2. The record is from RefSeq and is a predicted model, not a curated record. The coding region runs from base 1 to 1410 and encodes 469 amino acids. Gene Ontology annotation, molecular function: zinc ion binding; serine binding; cobalt ion binding. NCBI's taxonomy places the organism in Eukaryota, Fungi, Ascomycota, Saccharomycetes, Saccharomycetales, Saccharomycetaceae. Gene Ontology annotation, cellular component: cytoplasm. Gene Ontology annotation, biological process: L-serine catabolic process; tetrahydrofolate interconversion; folic acid metabolic process. The transcript has a single exon.
AUGCCUUACGCCCUUUCCGACUCCCACAAGCAGCUUGUGUCUGCUCACUUGAGCGAAUCCGACCCUGAGGUGGAACAGAUCAUCAAGGAUGAGAUCGACAGACAAAAGCACUCUAUCGUGCUGAUCGCUUCCGAGAACUUCACCUCGACCUCCGUUUUCGACGCCUUGGGAACGCCCAUGUGUAACAAGUACUCCGAAGGGUACCCUGGCGCCCGUUACUACGGUGGUAACGAACACAUCGACAGAAUGGAGCUGUUGUGCCAAAAGAGAGCCUUGGAGGCUUUCCACGUCAGCCCAGAAAAAUGGGGUGUCAACGUCCAGACCUUGUCGGGUUCUCCUGCCAACCUGCAGGUUUACCAGGCCCUCAUGAAGCCUCACGAGAGAUUGAUGGGUCUGUUCUUGCCCGACGGUGGCCACUUGUCCCACGGUUACCAGACCGACACCAGAAAGAUUUCUGCCGUCUCCACCUACUUCGAGUCCUUCCCUUACAGAGUCGAUCCUGCCACCGGCAUUAUCGACUACGACACCUUGGAGAAGAACGCCAUCCUGUACAGACCUAAGAUCCUGGUCGCCGGUACCUCUGCCUACUGUCGUUUGAUCGACUACAAGAGAAUGAGAGAGAUCGCUGACAAAGUCGGCGCCUACUUGAUGGUCGACAUGGCUCACAUUUCCGGUCUCAUCGCUGCCGGUGUGAUUCCAUCUCCAUUCGAGUACGCUGACAUUGUCACCACCACCACCCACAAGUCUUUGAGAGGCCCACGUGGUGCUAUGAUCUUCUUCAGAAGAGGUGUGAGAUCUGUCAACCCUAAGACCGGCAAGGAGGUUCUAUACGACCUAGAGAACCCAAUAAACUUCUCCGUCUUCCCAGGUCACCAGGGUGGUCCACACAACCACACCAUCUCUGCUCUGGCUACCGCUUUGAAGCAGGCUGCUACCCCAGAGUUUAAGGAGUACCAAGACCAGGUCCUGAAGAACGCUAAAGCUCUGGAGUCUCAAUUCAAGAAGUUGGGCUACAGACUGGUUUCCGACGGUACCGACUCCCACAUGGUCCUUGUUUCUUUGAGAGAAAAGGGCGUCGACGGUGCUCGUGUUGAGUACGUGUGCGAAAAGAUCAACAUCGCCUUGAACAAGAACUCUAUCCCAGGCGACAAGUCCGCUCUCGUUCCAGGUGGUGUGCGUAUCGGUGCCCCAGCCAUGACAACCAGAGGUUUGGGUGAGCAGGACUUCGUCAAGAUUGUUGACUACAUUGACAAGGCCGUCCAAAUCGCCCACGACGUUCAGCACUCUUUGCCUAAGGAGGCCAACAGAUUGAAGGACUUCAAGGCUAAGGUUGACCAAAACAUCCAAGACCUGGAGCCUAUCAAGAAGGAGAUUUACUCUUGGGCCGGCGAGUUCCCACUGCCAGUGUAA